This is a messenger RNA of Salpingoeca rosetta, 2647 nucleotides long. RefSeq lists its product as uncharacterized. The transcript has 9 exons. NCBI's taxonomy places the organism in Eukaryota, Choanoflagellata, Craspedida, Salpingoecidae. The coding region runs from base 82 to 2307 and encodes 741 amino acids. The record is from RefSeq and is a predicted model, not a curated record.
AGCCAAGAUGCUUCAUUUUCUUCUUCCCCACUCCAUCAACACGAUUCCUUCGUGAGCAGUGAGCCUCCCCCCACUUCCACGAUGCGCGCUUCCGCCUUCACGGGCACCCUGCUAGUGGUGCUCGCUUUCAGCGUGCUCGCUCGUUCCGCCACACACGCCAUCGUCAACGACACUGUCGUUCUUGGAGAUGAACUCAGCCCAUCCGAAUUCCUUGCAGAAGUGGCAAUCGAUGGCUGCGCCAGCUUGACAGCUGCUUCCGAAGGCUACCACUUUGAAGGAGGCCAGGCGUCUGGUCUCUCCCAGGACCGCUGCACCACAGGUGGAACGUGCCAGUGCAAGAGUUUCAGCGAUUCCUGCGAUAGCGGAGAUUGCUACAAAGUGUACCGUUGCAAUGACACCGCCGCUGAUGGCUGCUUUGCCGUCUCAAACUGCACGCAGACCGUUUUCACCACGGUCAUGGAGGUGGACGUGAACUGCCGCGAUCCGCUCGACGAGCGCGACGAGGACGGCAUCGACUUCUUCGGCAUGCGCUGGAAGCAGGCCCUCGAGGAAGACUGCAACAUUGGACGCGUGUGUCGGUACAACGGCGACACGGCUGCGACGAUUGAGGUCAUCAACGGCACCACCUUCCGCACCACCACCCUCAACUCGGCGCACGUCGACACGCUGCAGGAGUGCGCCGCCAACACCAAGUUCCGCUUCAACCGCUGCACCGUCUUGGACGUGCGUGAGAUCGAAGUGACAACCACGACCACAACAACAACCACCACAACCACGACCACAACAACCACCACAACUACCACCACAACCACCACCACAACUACCACCACCACAACCACGACGCUCGAGCCUUGCCAGCCAUCAUGCACUGAAGCCAUCGAAAGCUGCCUCGGAAAGAGCGUGUUUGAGGACAAUGUGCGGGAUGCGUUCGCGGACUGCGUGGCAACUGCGGAGCGCCACACAGACUCGGCCUUUGUUGACUUCGGUAUUUGUCUCUCCGGCUGCCCCGAAAUGGAGCCAGAGUCUUCCUUUGAGGACAUGAAAGCCGUCUUGCGCUGCCACCGAUUCUGCGCUCUCUCCACCGCCAAUAUGGACUGCAAUGUCACCGUCACCACGACCACAACCACCACCACCACCACCACCACCACCACGACGACCACCACGACAACAACCACCACCACCAACGCCACGACCACGACGACAACAACCACCACCUCCUUCACGGGCUGCGUCAACGACAUGUAUGAGCCCAACGACAGCGUGCCUGGCGAAGCGGCCGUGCUUGGCGGAGGAGACAGCAGCAUCUCUGCGGUGAUUUGCGACGGCGAGGAGGACGUUUACAGCAUUCCCGUGUGCAACGGCACCAUCAUCAUCGAAGUGCUGUUCGACCACCAGACUGGCGACUUGGACAUGGACCUGUACGACAAUGGCGGCAAUUUCCUGACGUACUCCGCCAGCGCCACCGACAACGAGAGGAUCGUGUUCGCCCACGAAGGCGCCAACUCGACCGUUCUCGUGGACGUGUACGGCUUCGAGGGCCAAUCCGCGGCAUACACCAUGCAGACCACGCUGCUGUGCGGCGAGCUGUCGUGCCUGGCGGACAACUACGAGCCCAACGACUCACAGAUGGCGGCGACAUAUCUCGGCAACGAGACGACGCAACUGUUCGCCACGGCCUGCCCAGGCAACAGCGACUACUACGAGGUGUCCGUGUGCCCGGGAGGCGUGCUGUACACGAGUGCGUGGUUCUACGGUGACCUCAUCGACAUUGACCUCAUCAUCUACGACGCAAACGGGGCACGCGUUGGCGGAUCAGAGACAUAUAUCUGGCCAGAAACAGACUACCUGUUCAACACCAACGCCACAGAGGCAACAUACUACAUCAAAAUCGACGGCUACGACUCCACUGAGUAUGCGUACCAGCUGUACGCUUUCAUUGACUGCGACCCCGCCUGCACCGACGACGAAUAUGAGCCGAACGAGACCGUGGACACGGCGACGGCCAUCGGCACCAACACCGCCUUCAACGCCACCGUGUGCUACGGAGGGUACGAUUGGUAUCGGGUGACCCCCUGUGCCAACGGCCUCGUGAGCAUCGACGUCUUGUUCGAUGUGGACAUUGGUGACUUGGACAUUUACCUCUAUGACCACAACGGCAACGUCCUUGACGCCGGCGAGACCUCAACAGACAACGAGCACGUGGAAGGCACGGCGUACAUUGUGAAUGGCGUGCCCAUGUCCUUGUUGGUCGUCGGUUACUUUGGCGUCAACGUGCCUUACGAGGUACAGGUCUCUACCACAUGCUGAGGUGCAUUGCAUCACCCUUGUGUUGUGACGUGCUCGUGUGUGUGUGUGUGUGUGUGUGUGUGUGUGUGUGUUUUGUGUGUGUGUGUGUGUGUAUGCGAGAGCGCUCGCAUGUGUUGCCACUUUCUUUCCCUGACGGCCUUGGCACACGCGCCUGGUGAUGUGAUUUUGCGCCCCACGCACUUGCACUUGAUUUUGUCGUCUUCUCCUAUUCCCCAGUUGUCGAGCCAACGCUUUCAUUCUUUAGUUCCUUGCUUCGCUGCCUCUUUGCGUUUUGUGAUGUGGCGCGGCUGGUUGGCCUAUCACCACAUGCAUCCAGCAAUACACGAAGGUAGACAACACA